AUGAAAAGAAGAGAAUCAAUUGCAUUUUUCGAUUCUGGGUUCUAAAACUCGAUACUUAAGAAAACUGAAAGAAAAAAAUCGAAUACGAAUUCUAAACUACACGAAUUGAAGGGAGAGUAGUUUUCCUAAAGCCCAUUACAAGCUACAUUAAAUACAAUACCAGUUGACUAAUUUGAAUUAUAGUAUUUGGCAAGGAGUAAUAAGUAAUCUAAAUAAAAUUCAUCUGGGGUUUCAUUUUUUAAUUUAACAACGCAAACCUAACUUAUAUAAACAACAGCUCAAGUAUUUCACGAAAAAUAUGAAAUAAUCAAGAUUUUAAAAGAAAACAAAUAAUGUCAAAUUGUAUAAUGCAGAAAUAUAUUCAAUAAAGAAUAUGUGGUGGCUAAAAUAUGCUUAUAGUCUCAGAAUGUAAAAAUAUUUUAGGUAUUUUAGUCGGAAAUCAAUAGUGAAAUUAAAGUGAACAAAACCUUAAAAAAAUAUCCACAUACAAAAUUAAUGAAAUUGUUGGAAAUAAUUACUGAGAAGGAUACUUCAAUAUUUAUAUAUGAGUAUAUGGCUGGAGGUACUCUAUAUGAAUUCAUGCAACAAAAGCAUCUCAAAUUAGACGAUUCAGAAAUUAAAACGAUAUUCAAACAACUGUUAAAGGCUCUAAAGCAUUUACACUCACUUAAUAUUUUGCAUAGAGACAUCAAAUUAGAUAAUAUUAUGUUUAAAACCAAAGGAGACAUAAAAUCAUUAAAACUAAUAGACUUUGGCUUUGCAACAUUUAUCUCAGACAAUAAGAAUAUGGAAUUCAGGUGCGGUACUCCUGGCUAUGUAGCUCCAGAAAUAUAUUAAUAAUCAGUUCCUUAUAAUGAAUUAUGUGACAUUUAUAGUUUAGGGGCUGUCAUACACAUCUUGGCUACCGGAAAACGCAUUUAUUCAUCAAAAUUGGCCCCCAAAGAAAUUUGUGAACUUAAUAAAAAAAAUCAAUACGUCAUAAGUGAUAAUCUGAAAUGUCCUUUGUUGUAUGAUAUUAUAAUUCAAAUGCUGAAAGAUGCAGGCCAAAGACCUUCCGUUGAAAAAUGUUUGAUCCACCCCUAUUUUACUAAAUUAUCUGAAAUGAAGAAUUCUCAUCAUGACAGCAUUAAUUAAUAGUAAUAAUACAUUAUAUUUCUUAAGAAUAUAUGA
Molecule: messenger RNA, 1170 nt
Organism: Paramecium tetraurelia
Lineage: Eukaryota; Ciliophora; Oligohymenophorea; Peniculida; Parameciidae
Exons: 3
Biological process (GO): protein phosphorylation; mitotic DNA damage checkpoint signaling
Cellular component (GO): cytoplasm; nucleus
Molecular function (GO): protein serine/threonine kinase activity; ATP binding
Source: RefSeq, a predicted model, not a curated record